UAUUAAAUCAAACCCUGUCUUCAAUGUCCAACACUUUAAACUUUAGUGCAACUCUUAAUAGUCCCUUGAAUAGUAAGAAUAUUUAAAAUAAUUAGAUUUUACAAAUCCUCAGAAUUUCACUUAACCUUUUUACUCUUCAUAGCUAUCAAGACAUACUUUUACAGAAACUAAUUAAUCAGUGAUGCUUUAGAAUGAAAAUGAAAUGAAUAUUGAAAAAUUAGUAAAUAUUAUUAUAAUUCUUAGUCACCAAAUAACUCCACAAAUUUAGAAGGAAGUGUUAAAAAGGAAGAUGAAUCUUAUAUUCCAAUAAUAUAAACAUUAAAAUAAGAGUUUAAUAGAGAAUCUCCUUAUAUAAAGAUUAGUGUAUAUAGACAACACCAACUGGCUAAUUAAAAAAUUUAUAUUCUCCAAGAUGACAAGUAAUUUCUCUUAUAUAUUUCUAGAAUCAUAGGAGGCAAUUAAGUUCAUAAAAAUGAAAUCUAGAUAAUAAGAAGGAAAAAAGCUUUACGCGCUAGUGACAAUAAUAUGGAUUUUGGUAUUAAUUAACGUUAUUUUUUAGGUUUAUCUAAUUAAGAAUCUAAUAUUGAGUAAAUCCCUUGCAAAAUUUCAACAUAAUAUGGAUUUCGAUAUUCAAGCAGAAUUACUCCUUAAAUUUUAGUAUUUCUUUCAUUGAAAUAUUUCAAUUUUAAGUUUGCUAUGUUCCCUUUAAAUGUCUUCAAACUUAUUCAUUAAUUUAUCAAGUAAACUUUUUUUUUUAUUUCUUAGAGAAUAGCCAAAAUUUUAUAUUUAAGAUUGUGGAACAUCAUUAAAGACAUUAGUUAGAAUUUAAAAAGAUAAUCCAAAAAGAAUGAAUCAGAAUAAUAAAUACCUAAUUGGAGCUGACUUCUACUUUCAUGUUGUUUAGUUAAACACAAUUCCAAAAUUAUGUGAUAAAAAAAACGAAGAAACGGAAAUUGAUUAUUUUUUUUAAACACUUGUUAGAGAACAUAUAAGAGAUAAAACCAGAAUUCAUGGAUUAACAAAAUAGGAAUAAACAAUUUUUUCAUGUAUACAUAUUUGACAUAACAUUCUAGAGUAUUUAUAAAAUUAUUCAUAAAUGAAAAAGAAAGGAAGAAAAUAAUAUAGUUUAUAAAAUUGCAAUCGUCCUUUUCUUAAAAUUUAAUUUGAUACUCCAAUAAUUAAAUAAAUGGCUGUGUUUAUUGCAAAAUCAGGAGAAUAAUCAAUUUUUAAAAUUGGAAGAUCUUAAGAUUGUGAUAUAAUUGUUAAUAUGAAUACAAUUUCUAGAAAGUAAACAUAAAUAAUGUUCAAUAAAAAUUAAUGGGAAAUUUGCGAUGGAGAAGGAGUUAAGCAAUCUGCCAAUGGUACUUGGUAGUCAUUAUAAUAAUACCAAAAUCCCUCAAAUCCUAUAUUAUAAUCAAGUCAACCAUUAUAAAUCGAAGAUAAAAUGGAAAUCAAAAUUAGUGAAAAUAUUUUUAGAUUUGAUAUGUUAGGAUUUGGUAUCUCGAAAAGGUAUCAUAUUAUAAAUAUUUCUGUAGAAGAAAAUUAAAUAAUUCAUUCUAUUAGGAGUUAACAAAUAUUGAUUAAUUAUGA
This is a messenger RNA of Paramecium sonneborni, 1590 nucleotides long. The record is from the annotation of a GenBank genome assembly. NCBI's taxonomy places the organism in Eukaryota, Ciliophora, Oligohymenophorea, Peniculida, Parameciidae.